AUGGAACCCUCAGCAAGCCAACCUGUCCGACCAGAACCUACACGAAAUAAUUCUGCAGGAAAGGCGCCACGUGUGGGAGACAAAGAGAAGACAGAGGAUAAGAACGGAGCUUCGAAGGCCUCUAUUGCGUCUGCGCAUCGCGGUGCGCGAUACAAAGAGAAGUUCCAAGCUCUGCGAGAGAAGUUUGACCAGGUUACCGCGACACAUGACCAAUAUCAGCGAGAGCUUGCCAUUGCUGAUGAGAAGGUGAAAAGAUUACAGGAAGAGUGCAACUUGCUGCUAGACGCUGUUGAUAUCGCAGUUCCGGCGCAACCGUCACUUCUUCACUAUCUAUCGCGGGAUCCAAUUCCACCGCAGUAUCAUUCGUACACUGCUGUCCCUACAUCGCGCGAUACGCAGACACAUUCCUCGCCUUCUUCCAUCGAGUCAAUACGCAAUCAAUUUCAUAGAGCUACUGAAGGUGGUGUCAUGCCACCCUCCCCCAUAAUGCCUGACAUUGGACCGCUCUGUGCAGAGAACGACAUUCCGGAAGACAUAAGGAGGAUGCACUACCAUUUUCAGCACCAUGCAGGGCGGCGAUGA
Messenger RNA from Sparassis crispa, 582 nucleotides. RefSeq lists its product as hypothetical. NCBI's taxonomy places the organism in Eukaryota, Fungi, Basidiomycota, Agaricomycetes, Polyporales, Sparassidaceae. Bases 1 to 582 code for a protein of 193 amino acids. The record is from RefSeq and is a predicted model, not a curated record. The transcript has 7 exons.